Molecule: messenger RNA, 1116 nt
Organism: Elgaria multicarinata webbii
Lineage: Eukaryota; Metazoa; Chordata; Lepidosauria; Squamata; Anguidae
Exons: 2
Coding region: 1-1116 (371 amino acids)
Source: RefSeq, a predicted model, not a curated record
AUGGGAGAAGGUGAUCCCACGGCUGUCAUUAUUGACAAUGGAUCUGGGCUUUGCAAGGCAGGGCUGUCCGGAGAGCAGGCACCAAGAACAGUUGUUGCUACUGUGGUUGGCUAUCCCAAGUCCCAAGCCAUUAUGUUUGGCCCAGUGCAGAGGGAGUGUUAUGUUGGCAAAGAAGCUCAAGCCAAGAGAGGCAUCUUAUCUUUUAAGUAUCCUGUGGAACAUGGAAUAGUAACAUCCUGGGAUGACAUGGAGAAGAUAUGGAGAUACGUAUUCAGACGUGGACUCAAGAUGAGACCCCGGGAGAGGCCAGUACUGUUGACAGAGGCCCCAUUGAACCCAGCAUCAAACAGAGAAAAAAUGACAGAGGUCAUGUUUGAACAUUUCCAGGUACCUGCUAUGUUUGUGGGCCUGCAGGCUUUGAUGGCCCUCUAUGCAUCUGCUCGCACAACGGGUCUAGUCUUAGAUAGUGGAGAUGGAGUCACUUUGACGGUCCCCAUCUACAAAAGCCACUGUUUGCUUCAUGCCAUUUCUAGGAUAAAUUUUGCAGGCCGGGAUAUUACAAAAUAUUUAGCAACGCUUCUCUUGGAGAGUGGGCACAGCUUUUUGAGCUCUGCCGAGAAGGAGAUAGUGAAGAACAUCAAGGAGAACCUGUGCUACGUAACUUUAGACCCUGACCAUCAGAAGGACAAAGGAUUGGUUCAUCAAUAUAUUCUCCCUGAUGGAAAUGCUCUCAGGAUUGAUGACCAGCUCUUCAGAGCCCCAGAGUCUCUUUUUAGCCCAACUGAUGCAGGUGUCACGGCGCCUGGAAUCCACCAGAUGAUCCUAAACAGCAUUUCCAAAUGCGACGACAGCAUCCACCAAAACAUCUGGAGGAAUGUGAUAAUGGCAGGUGGAUCUACUCUUUUCCCUGGUCUAAGUGAAAGGCUUCUAAAAGAGCUCCAGGCUCUUGCACCUAGUGGCAUGCCAGCAAAAGUUGAAGCACCAGGCGAUAGGAUGCAUUCCGUCUGGAUUGGCGCAUCAGUGCUCACCAGCCUGGCUUCAUUUAGGGACAUGUGGGUUACUCGGCAGGAGUACAAAGAGGUUGGUUCAACUGUACUGCAGAAGAAAUGCUUCUGA